CUUCCCUGCCUGCCGUCUCUCAACUUCUCUGUUGCUCUGCUCACCAGCCUGUUUACGUCUGCCAGAGACACACACACCUCUCUGCGCUCCGGUCCGGUCUGGCGGUCCACUGUUAACCUCCUUUAGCUGCUACUUUUCUUUGUAUUGGUUUUUGGAAGUGUUGGAUAUUUCCUGGUUUUUGUGAAUGGGCGGCCGAUGCGAGGUGGCUGUGACUGUGAAUGGACUGACUGACUGUCAGCUCUGGGUACACUAUUCUGAAGAGGCAAUGUGACAGGUCUCUGGACACCACUGGUAGACUCUGAAUUAUAAACAAACGGAAAGAAAGGAAUUAAGAAGAUCAGUGAGAGGAGAAGGAGAGUCGAGGAUGGGCCACAGUGAAGAUGACCUGAUUGGGAUUCCGUUCCCCAACCACAGCAGCGAUGUCCUGUGCUGCCUUAACGAACAGCGACGCGCCGGGUUGCUCUGCGACGUGGUGCUCAUCGUACGCGACCAGGAGUACCAGACCCACCGCUCGGUCCUCGCCGCCUGCAGCCUGUACUUCAAGAAGCUCUUCACCGUGGCCUCGGACGGAAGGGACAAGCACAGUGUGUAUGAGAUAGACUUCGUGGCCCCGGAGUCACUGACGGCCAUCUUGGAGUUCGCCUACACAUCUACGCUAACGGUGACGGCGUCCAACGUGAAAGACAUUCUUGGAGCGGCUCAGAUGUUGGAGAUCCCCUGCAUCGUCACCGUCUGUCUGGAGAUUAUGGACUCUGGCAAGGGAGGAGGAGAGGGAGAUGAGGAGGAAGACGAAGAGGAGGAGGAACAGGAGGAGGAGGAAGAGGAAGAGUCGAGGAAGGACGAGCAGGAGGUUCAUGAGGAGGACAACGCCAGUGAGUGGUCAACGAGGUCGUCAGAGAGUCAGGACCAGGCCGAGUCGGAGAGAGGAGCACCACCCAGUACCUCUCAGUACCAGCACCAGUAUGAGCUGCAGAGGAACAGGAAGUGCACAGACAAAGACUCUCAGUGUGAGAAACCCAGCCCGGAGCAUGAGCGCAUGGAGAGCCGAGCCCUCAAGGACUUUUCCAUUGAGUCUCUGCUACAGGAAGGGCUGUACCCUAAACUGCCAUCAGUCCUGGACAGGAGGGACAACUUUUCCCCUCUGCUCCCUGGCUUCUACCCUCCCAUGUGGGCUGCAGAGUUCCCAAGAUUCCCCCCGCAGGUCCUAGAUCCCAGCCACCACGCCCAGACCCCGACCCUCCACCGUUCCUCCCACCCUUCUCAACUGGACAACCGACCCUUAGACCUGGCCGUGAAGAGAGAGGUCGUCAAGGAGGAGCUGAAGGAGGAAGUCCCUCCCAGCAUGCUCCACAGUGACUUCCUGAAAGACUUAAUGACCUCCGGCCUGGGGGUGGGGGUGGUACGGUCCGAGGGGCCUCACCUCCACCCGGGUCAGAUAAAGCAGGAGGAAGACUUCCGCUCAUACCUGAGCUUCCUGAGUGCAUCAAGCCACCUGGGGGCACUGUUCCCUCCCUGGCAGAUGGAGGAGGAGAGGAAGAUGAAGCCCAAAGCAUCCCAGCAGUGUCCCAUCUGUAACAAGGUGAUCCAGGGGGCGGGGAAACUGCCCAGACACAUGAGGACUCACACAGGAGAGAAACCAUACAUGUGCACCAUCUGUGAGGUGCGCUUCACCAGGCAAGACAAGCUGAAGAUCCACAUGCGGAAGCACACAGGAGAGCGGCCCUACGUCUGCCUCCACUGCAACUCUAAGUUUGUCCACAACUACGACCUGAAGAACCACUUGCGUAUCCACACAGGGGUGCGGCCCUACCAGUGUGAGCACUGCUACAAGAGCUUCACACGCUCAGACCACCUGCACCGACACAUCAAGAGGCAGAGCUGCCGCGUCUCACGCCCUCGACGAGGCCGCAAGCCCGCCGCAUGGCGCUCAGCCAACAACUUCCUGCAGGUCCCUCCUGACUCGGCCAAUCACCACGAGGAUGGCAAGGGCGGCUGCCGGCUCCUGCCCUCUUCCCAUCGAGGCGUUAGAGGUCACGGUCUGGGCCUAGGGGAGAGAGAGAGACAGGCCCUGGGUGGUAAGGGCCUGGGCUAUAAGGACUUGGACAGUGACAGCAGAGAGAGCCGGGAGGGCAGGGAGGCCAGAGAGGGCCGGGAGGGCCGGGAGGCUAGAGAGGCCAGAGAGGGCCGGGAGGCUAGAGAGGCUCGGCAUCACCAGUCAGACAGGAAGCAUGUGGUUGACAAGGUGGAGCUGGAGAGACAGAGGGGCGUGUUCACCUUUGCCCUGGCGGGGCCUGGGGGGGAAAUCCUUACCCACCCUCCAUUUUACACCCCGACCCCUGACCCCUGGACCAUUAGACUGGAGAACCACGCCUCUCCCAUCCCUGAGCCGACCAACUGACACAGAUUAAAGAUGAUAGAACAGAGACAGUGCCAACUGACACCUGAACAGAGAGAGAGCCGGCCAACUGACACCUGAACAGAGAGAGAGAGCCGACCAACUGACACCUGAACAGAGAGAGAGCCGACCAACUGACACCUGAACAGAGAGAGAGCCGGCCAACUGACACCUGAACAGAGAGAGAGCC
Oncorhynchus gorbuscha (pink salmon) is the source of this 2585-nucleotide messenger RNA. Its product is annotated as zinc finger and BTB domain-containing protein 7C. Bases 365 to 2398 code for a protein of 677 amino acids. NCBI's taxonomy places the organism in Eukaryota, Metazoa, Chordata, Actinopteri, Salmoniformes, Salmonidae. The transcript has 3 exons. Gene Ontology annotation, molecular function: protein binding; RNA polymerase II cis-regulatory region sequence-specific DNA binding; DNA-binding transcription factor activity, RNA polymerase II-specific. The record is from RefSeq and is a predicted model, not a curated record. Gene Ontology annotation, biological process: regulation of transcription by RNA polymerase II.